CCCCACACAAACCAAAACUGAAAAGUGAAGAAAGUCACACCCCAAAAUGUGGAGAAGAACCUUUUGCAGCACCACCACUGCAGCCACACUCGCCAACAAAAAAUGGGACGCACUAGUAAUCGGCGGUGGCCACAACGGCCUCACCGCCGCCGCAUACCUAGCUCAAUCCGGCCUCUCCGUCGCCGUCCUCGAGCGUCGCCACCUCAUCGGCGGUGCUGCAGUCACCGAAGAACUCAUUCCAGGCUUCAAGUUCUCCCGCUGCAGCUACCUCCAGAGCCUCCUCCGUCCUUCUAUCAUUAGAGAUCUGGAGCUGCAUAGGCAUGGAUUGAAGCUGUUGAAGAGGAAUCCGUCAUCGUUUACGCCGUGUUCCGAUGGACGUUAUCUUCUGUUAGGUUCGGAUGCUGAAAUGAAUCGUUUGGAGAUUUCGAAGUUUUCGGAACGAGAUGCUGAAGCUUAUCCGAGGUAUGAGAAUCAGUUGGAGAAGUUUUGCAGGUUUAUGGAUCCGUUGAUAGAUUCAUCACCUCCUGAAGCUCACCAAGGUGUUUCAUCUUUUAAUUCGCGGUUGAAGCAUAAGUUACAGAAAUCGGAAUUUUGGGCACAUUGUUUGCAUCAGUCUGUGUCCAUGGGUCAACAAGGGCUGGUGGAUUUCAUGGACCUUUUACUGUCACCAGCAUCAAAGGUUUUGAAUAACUGGUUUGAGAGUGAGGUGUUGAAGGCAACACUUGCUACAGAUGCAGUAAUAGGAACCACUACAAGUGCCCAUUCACCAGGGAGUGGGUAUGUUCUGCUACACCAUGUUAUGGGAGAAACUGACGGUCACCGUGGAAUUUGGUCGUAUGUUGAAGGUGGAAUGGGCUCAGUGUCAUUGGCCAUUGGAAAGGCUGCUAAGGAAGCUGGUGCCACCAUAGUUACCGAUGCAGAGGUAUCAAAGAUGAUGAUUGAAGAUUCAGACAGAGUAACUGGGGUUAUAUUGGCUGAUGGAACGAAAAUUCCUUCUUCGGUUGUUUUAUCGAAUGCUACUGCAUACAAGACUUUCAUGGAGCUAGUACCUGAAAACGUUCUUCCGGAAGAUUUUUCUCGUGCGAUUAAGCACUCUGACUAUAGCUCCGCAACCACCAAAAUCAAUUUGGCAGUUGACAAGUUGCCACAGUUUCGGUGCUGCAAUAUUGGUUAUCCCGAAGCGGGCCCGCAGCAUAUGGGUACCAUUCACAUUGGUUCUGAGACUAUAGAGGAGAUUGAGACUGCAUGCCAGGAGGCAAGAAACGGCUUGCCAUCACGAAGGCCUGUAAUCGAAAUGACAAUUCCUUCGGUUUUAGACAAAACUAUAUCACCACCGGGCAAACAUGUUAUCAACUUGUUUGUUCAGUUUACACCAUAUAAACCUAACGAUGGUAGCUGGGAAGAUGCUGCAUAUAGAGAAUCAUUUGCACAAAGAUGUUUCAACUUAAUUGACGAGUAUGCCCCUGGCUUCAGCUCAUCAGUUAUUGGCUAUGACAUGUUGGCUCCACCGGACCUUGAAAGGAUAAUCGGUCUCACAGGAGGGAACAUCUUCCAUGGUGCAAUGGGGUUGGAUUCUCUUUUCCUAAUGAGACCUGUAAAGGGAUGGUCAAAUUACAGAACUCCGUUACGAGGAUUGUACUUGUGCGGGAGUGGAGCCCACCCUGGUGGUGGUGUCAUGGGGGCACCUGGACGCAAUGCAGCUCGUGUGGUUAUUGACGACAUUAAAGGCUGAUAAGUGGCAUUUCUUGAACCAUUAAGAUCAUCAUAUGGGAUGCAUCACGGUUUUAGACUCCAAAACACUGAUAUCUGUCAAGAAUCGUCACUUCAGCUAGCUAACUGUUGGUCGAAUUUGUUGUUUACUGGCGUGGUGUUGAUGAUACGGCAAGCGUACCUAUGGAACUGGAUCGAGACCAUGAUCUGUAGUUAAUCUUACGUUUAAUUUAUCAAACAUAACUCAUCUUGAUUGAGACAAUGGGGCAAAAGUGUCCAAAUGUUACUAAAUUUAACGUUCCUCGUCCCCACAAGUUUCUUAAAA
This is a messenger RNA of Helianthus annuus (common sunflower), 2035 nucleotides long. RefSeq names its product pyridine nucleotide-disulfide oxidoreductase domain-containing protein 2. The transcript is spliced from 16 exons. Lineage: Eukaryota; Viridiplantae; Streptophyta; Magnoliopsida; Asterales; Asteraceae. Gene Ontology annotation, molecular function: oxidoreductase activity. The record is from RefSeq and is a predicted model, not a curated record. The coding region runs from base 47 to 1732 and encodes 561 amino acids.